AUGGCCCCAGUUUCGAUCAAGGUCGAUAACAAAACGAAUAGUUGCGGUUUCCCUGACGGACCUGAUUGUGUGUCACUUGGUGAAGGCGCCAAUGGCCUAGAACAAUUUGCCGAUGACGGCUGCUGUCUGCUACCCCUGCGCUGCGGAAACGGCGAUGGUGGCGAGAAGUGCGAGCGCUAUAGAGGGUUCGACAAGGAAGAACAAGCUAUUGAAGGUCGUUUGAAAAUGUUGGGACGGCUGUGGGCGUCGACUAUCAAAGUGAUUACUGCACCCCAUGACCAUGCACAUGGGCUGGUUAGAACAUUGGAACUCAGUGCAAUCAAGGUGGAGCUAAGUCGGAUGUCCAUUCAAUAA
Molecule: messenger RNA, 354 nt
Organism: Lindgomyces ingoldianus
Lineage: Eukaryota; Fungi; Ascomycota; Dothideomycetes; Pleosporales; Lindgomycetaceae
Exons: 2
Coding region: 1-354 (117 amino acids)
Source: RefSeq, a predicted model, not a curated record